AUGGCGAACGCUUGGACACAAUUCCAACCAUGGCAAAAUCAACCUUUACCUCCAGGCUGGGAGGCUAGAUAUGAUGGCAAUAUCGGAAGAUAGUAAGUAUCUUUGAAUCUAUGGUUGUUGACUCGUGAUGUAAAGUUUCGGCAAAAAAACCUGCGUUUUGAUCUGGAUGAGUCGCAAGCAUUUAAGUUCGCUGUCGUUGUGCGCGAGGCUUUUUCGAACAGAUGGCUAAGCUGAAUAUUUCUUUCUUGCGGGAAACAUAUUACUUUUGAGCUUGCCAGAGUAUGCAUCAUUUAGCUGAUUAUAAGGAAACAGUUUUAUUGUAUUUGUAGCUAACAGAUACAGGUUCGUCGUGAUUUUUAAAUGUUCUGUUUGGUUUACUCUUGGCUAAUUUCGAUGUAAAAGUUAGCCUACUAUCGGCACGAUGUCUGAAAAACUAUAUACUUCAUUAUGCAUACAGUUAUCUAAAAAAUGAGACAGUGAUGAAAAUAAAAGUUUACAUUCUGGACUCAUGUUUUCUUUAAGAAUAGUGCAAGGUUAUACGGAAAUCUUUCCCGUACAAUUUCCUCCUUUGAUCUAAGCAUCAGUGGAUAUUCUUAAAAUAUACAGGCUGACGUUUGUUUAAACUUGUCUUUAUCGUAAUUAGCGAUCAUUUUCAGAAUUCUAUGUCGACAGAUUUUUCAUCUACAAAAUAUUAGUAAUUGAAUGUGCCUGUCGAUAACAUAUUCAAAGAAUGUCAAUUUAUGCAUCUUACCUUGCAGCAGAGUUUUGAAAAGUCUAAGUUCAAUAAACAAGCAAACUAUCUCUGGUUAUAAUUUUCAUAAGUCAGACAAGCAUUUUACUCAUGGGAGAGACAGUCAGGUAUUUCUCCCUAUAAUACCUGUGAAUGCAUUGUUAAGCAGAGGGUUGAUAGGAAAAAUAUAAAAUUCUACCAAGGGAUGAAUACAGGUGAUCUGAUGGUAAAUUUCCCAGAUCCAAAAUUCUGAGAAAUGUUUGUCAGAGAGUUGUGAGAAUUUAUAUUUAGAUCUUGGGAGUGAAAGGGAAAAUUACUUGUUAGGAAAGAAAAAAUAUUGUUAUUGGCCUUUAGUGAAGAUGCUUAUUAUCAAAACUAAAUAAUGGAUUACAAAAUUAUUUUUGUUGAGAGUUAUUGUUCUUUAUGAAAUGACUGAGGUACCAUGAGUUAGUCCAAAACCUAUUGUUUAUUGCACAAGUAAACCUAUAGUUAUCUAAAAAAAGGUGUUGAACAACACUUUCUAUCAGUUUACAGGUGUAAUAACUUAGGCAGGAUGUUGGGAGAACAGAAGUCAGAAUAGUUUGUAAAUCAUUUGCUUCCAGCUUGGAUUUUUUAAGGGGUAAACUGAUAGAAAUUACAGCUUAUUGGUUAAAAAAAAUGGGGGGCAGGGGUUAGAAUUGGAAGAAAAAAGAUUGCCUGAUUUUAUUCACUUAGAACACUACAAUCAAUUUUGAAGAUUUAUUGAUUUACUUUUACAGAAGUCAUGUAUGUUUAUGAGAUAUUUCUUUUAUUGGUCAUGUUUUUACAGCUACUUUAUUGAUCACACUACACACAAGACAACAUGGGAGGACCCCAGGUUAAAGAGAACAGAGGCAAUUCCUUUGACUCAGUUUAAGGUAAAAUUAACCAUAAUUUGAAACACUAUUUGGUUAAUGGUCAUAGAUUUAAAUUCAAAUUGAAAAUUACCAUAAUCUGAACUAGGAAAAAAUAACAAGCAGCUAAUAAGAGCUCACUGUACUGAGUAAUGUUUAUUGAGUGGACUGAAAUGUAAUUUGGUCUGGAAUCAAUUGCAAGAUUUCAAAAUUAUUUGCAAGAUUUCAAAAUCAUCAGCAAGUUUUCAUAUCUAACAAGCCGACAAUUUAUAGGUACCAUAACUUGAAAUCAUAAGUUGGAUUUCAGACCAAACUUGUAAAACACAAAGUUCAAAUACCACAUUAUUACAACCAUUUGGAAAACACCUGAUCAAGUAAACACCAAAAUACAGCCUUGUGUUGAGGACUCUGGUCAAUAUUUUACUGAUUUAAUGGCUGGUUUGUGAAAAACUUGGCAUGGGCAAAAGUUGCAUUUACGGCAAGAAAAGUUGUACAUCAUAAUUUAUGAAUGAAUCAAACUCAUUAGAGCCAAUCAGACUGUAAAGAUCAACAUUGAUUUCAAAAUGGAUGUUAUGUUUGCACAAAACUUAAAUUUAAGUUUGGGAAAACUUAUAAAUAAAUGAAAACAACAUGUUUUAAGUGUAAGGCAUUAGUUUGUGUCUUAUCCUGGGUUAUUCAGAAUAAUUUUACUGAAGUCCAAAGCUGCUAUAGCAGCAAAUGGUUGUGAAAGUCCCACAAUUUUUACCCUUUAAUCACUAGAAUUUUCACCUCUAUUUAAAGUGGCCACCUCUUUUAUGCAGUCAUGGUCACCCAUAACUGAGUCCUAACAGCCUUUUGUGUUGUCUUUCACUUGUAGUGAACUGUCACUCAAAUAGAACUAAGAGUAAUGUUCCACAUAAAAUUUAAUCCAUAUCCAUCUCCUAAAAUCAAUGAUGGUAGAAUUAUUAAGCAAAUUCUUGUGCAUUGAGUGGUCAGUUGUGACAUAAAAUGAUGUUUUUUAAUUGUUUCUAUAUAUUACCAUAUUCUGUGGGACCUGUAUUAAGCAGUCACCCUGUAUUAAGCUGUUACUUAGCCAUUCCCCAUGGGUGACCUGUUAAUACUGGUUUGACUGUAUUUUUAUUUACUGUUUUUGUUGCCAUUGUGAUAUCAUACAGCAACAUUCAGCUGAUAUCUAUAAAUAAUUAUGAUCUCUCUGUAACAUAAGGCAUGAAGUCAAAUUGCAUAUUUCUUCUAGCAGUUCAUAUUGACAACUGAUUUUCAGUGUCUACAGUAUUCUGUUUUAGUAGAGCUUUGAUCUACCAGCUCACUAAACUUGAGUCUUACUUUUGUAAUAAAUAAACAUUUUAAUAACAAAACAAGUAUACUUAUUGAUUGUGCGUUAUUUAAGUUUUCAUUGUAAAUGAUUAGCCACAAUGGAGCUCCUGACAGAUACUAUGUACACUAUCAAUUGGCUUUAUAUUCUGUAGCAUGUUGGAUUGAAAAUAAUUACUUAACAUGCUUUUUUGCACAUUUGGUUAUAGGGAUCGUCAGGCAAUAGAGCUCCUUCAAAUCAGUUGGUGAGGAUGGAAUGAUACUUCUUAAUGUUACUAAGGAUAAAAUGAAACAAUAACAACAAUUUAACUGCUCCCUUGCUUAAAUUAGGAUUCCCUGUGUGUCCAGCCAGCCCCCAGUAAUCACAUUACCCAAAGGCCAACAUAUCCUUGCAACCUACCUAGAAGUCCUCAUUCCAGUCACCUGUUAACAUGAUGAAAGAAAAUAAACAAGAGGGUGGGUGAAAGAGGAGAAGGCUUGAUACAACAGCUGUCUUUCAUUCAGAACUAAAACAAAAACUGAUCUUGAGUGAUAAUAUCCAAGUGGGCUGGAAAGAAUGGAAGAAGGCAACAGAUUUAAAAGUUUGAGUAUGCUUAGAUAUCAAUUGUGGUGGACUUCAUUUCAUGAUGUAAUGGUUUGGUAGAAAGAAUAGUGAUCUUUUGAGUGAGAUUCAUUGGGUCUCCUUCUCAGCAGAAUUUCUUAAGAUUUGGUGGAAUGUUUAGCAUAUCAGUGCCCUUCCAAUUGCCAACUGAUUAAAAGAAAUUAUAAAACCAAUUUUAAGUUAGAGGGAGAGAACAAAAAUUUGCAAAAAGCAAAGAUACUGACUUUGAAAUGAUUAGCAAGACAAAUUUCACAUUUUGUGAAAAUUGUGAAAGAUUUCACCUAAGCAAAUUAGAAAGCAAUUUACCACUGGUGAGCAACUUCCUUUUCAGCAUUUUUUCUCAAUAAUGAAAACCUUUAUGCUGAUAUGAACUACAGAAAACAAUUGUCCAACCCUUGUUUAUUCCAUUUUGGUUAGUUUUGGUGAUUUUGAAGGCAGAAAACAUAAAAAAUUAUAGUAUCCAUAAUAACGUAAUGUUGCUAAAGGUGGAGCUGUUUGGAGCCACCUUAAAUGUAUGAUGGAAAUCCAGGAAAAAUUUGUUUUGGCUCAAACAUUCAAAUUAACAAAGGUUUGAAUUAAUAGGAACAUGACUUUUUGUGAUUGUCUGAGACAAAGGAAAAAUUAAAAAUUAACUGGGUUGAAAGCUCCCAACCAAAGAAACAAUGUAAACACAGCAUGGAUAUACAUGUGAGGUAUUUUUAAUUACUGUAUACUGUGCUUGAUUUUGCGAUCUUUGUCUCGAGUUGGUGGAUUGCAAAAUCAAAUAAUAAGCUAAAAGCUCAUAAUAUGAAAUGAGACAAGUACAAAAAUUAUUAGAUGAUAUAGAAUCUCAUGUUUGUUGCUGCACUGUACUAGUAUUAUAUUUAGAAGCCGAGGAGAGCUAAGAGGAACUGUGGAUUGUGUAUGUAGAUAUAUGAUGUACCGUGUCUGUCUGUUUAUGUGAAUUAUGUUUCUUUAUGAAAAAUGUAUUUAACUUUGAAUUAAUAAAAAUUAAUAAAAUACAAAAAAAAAAACUGUAUACUGUGCUUAUUAUGAAGUUGUCUCACCUUGUCUAUCUCUCAUAUUUCUUUAGGAGACCAACUUUGGGGGAGGUAGCUCUUUCCAAGCAGGUUCAUCUUCACGACCAACAGCAGCAAAGAAAGUGACUGAGGUACAGAUCAUGUGAUCAUUUGGUACUAGGAUAUAUUCCUUUCGCAUCCAUCUAGAUGGUCACUAGAAAUUCCACAGGGGAAGUGGGUUUAAAGGAAGAAAUUUAGAGGGGUGGGGGUUGUUUGUUGGGAACAUUUUUAACCAAAGGUUAGCAAACAUGAUCAAUUUGAUAGCAGUGGAUGAUUGAUCCUUGUUGAAAGUUACUCUUGAGCCUGCAUGGCAGGCCUUUGUUUUCUCUUAAAUAAACAUGAGAUUGAGUACUUCUUGAGUAUUUGAGUUGAGUAUUUGCAUUAACCCUUUUACUCCCAAGAUUUUAUCAUUAAUUCUCCUUACUUUCUGCCAUAGAAUUCUUAUGAUGUCAGUUCAGAGAAUUUGGUUUUGGAUCAACUUGUAAUCCAUAAAUUGAUCGUUUUCUUUAUUCUCACUACUUGUCUGCUUGAUAUUGUCUUCAUAUUGUUAGGAGAAAUUCUGUCUUACACACUUCAGGGAGUGAAAGGGUGAAAUGAUGGAGUCAAUCAUUUAAUGUAUUUAAUUUGAAUCAAACUGUAGUGGAAAAGGUAGAAUUCUGUUCUCUUAACAUUUUUUGUUGUCCUCAAACAACAAAAAAUAUCUCAGUCUGAAGAUGCUGACAUUACAGAACAAUGAAAAACCACUGUAUACAUUUUGUAUCAAUAUGGAAUUCUGAUGGACAAAAAUGUGUAAAUACUGUUAGUCACACCACUUUCAUGUCAUUGAAUUUUUCAGUAGUAUUUGAGUUCAAGUACUAAACCUAAUUUGUACAUGUAGAUCUUGCAAGAGGGUUGAAUGUCCAGUUAUAACAGUAUUGGAAUUUCCUUUUGGUGGGGACAGUUAAAGAUGCUCCGAAAUGGAAAUUUUAGGAAGUGGGGAAACGAAGAAUCAUCCAUGGGAAUGACAAUAUUUUUUGGAAACUACAUAUAAAUGUACACAUUAGGUGCAUGACUCAAAUAAUGUCAUGCAUUGGCUGUUACUUAAUUUUUGUUGCUUUUUUUAUCAGCCUGAGAAACCUCAGCGUCCAGCCAGUUUUACAGAUGAAGACUUCCCCGUGGAUAGUAUUCUAUCACAGAUGCUGAAGGAAGACAAGAGUGAACAGGAAAAGGAAAACGGUGAGUGUCCAUACAAUCUUGUUGUAGCUUAUGAUUGAAUGGGGAGAAUGGAGCAUAACAGAAAGAGACAUGAGAGCUUGUGUGCAUUGUUUUUGUACCUUUUUUUUUUUUUUUUUUUUCAAUUGUCACAAUUAAAUCUGUUUAUGGCAUGAAAGUGCCAGAUAUCAGAAGAUACAUCUAGCUUUUGCUGUUUAUCCUUUUGGUUGCUGUAUCACAAAGUCUCCUUUUGGAGUUGGUAUUAACCCCUAAGAGUGACCAACAUCUAAUUUCUUCUCACAAUAUCAUCCCUGAAUCACACAACAAGGUCACAAAAAUAAGGGAAAUGAUUACCAUCUAAAGAAGCUCUUGUUUGUGAAACAAAUUCUCCUCGUCAGCACCUCAGGAAAUGAACAGGAAACAGUAAAGAGAAUAUGCAUGCUGAUGUUAGAGUAUAAGGGGUUAAACCAAGGUUGAUGAAAUUGUGCUGAGUAUUUUAUUUUUGCUGGAUCAAACAGAUUUAAAAAAAUGUUAAAACAACAGAAAUUUGGAACUGUUGGUCUGGUGAUUUCCCACAAUGUGUUUUGUGAUAAUGAUCCAAGAAAGAUUUAUUCCUUGAUUUUGAGAAAUAUAUCUUUGUAAAAUGAUCAGGUGGAGCAUUAUUUUUUCAAUUCUUUUCUGAUUAAUUAUGUGUAUGUACUUCAACCAUUCACCCCUAGUGAAGAAACAAAAUUGAAUAUGAGUGCAUUCACAAAAUAAGGCCAAGAUUACUACUGACAAGAAAUGUUAUGGCAAAUAGAGUGAUUUCCUGGCUGUAAAAGAAGCAGAAUUCAAACAGGCACAUUUUAAACUAGUUCAAUGUAAAGUUCUUUAUUAGUAAAUCUGUUUGGUAUAUAAUUCAAAAUUUUUCCUUGAUGACUGAUUUCAGUGAAAAGGAAGUUAAUGGGUGAGUUCCCAGGUGUGGAUGAAGUUGUCAUAGAUGUGGCCCUUCGUUCUGUAAGUAUCUUUACUGGGAUUUAAAUAAUCAUCAGCGACAAUAUAUGUGAAUAUCUUCAUGAUCAUGGAGGAAACAUGCUUUGUGCCUUCACUGAUCAUGAAUGACCAUUGAUUGUGUUCAGUCUCAGAGAAUUCUAAGGAUUAAUAGGAAGCAAAGAACACAAUGUGGCAAUUGGUAUCAUUUUCUGGAUAAGGAUGGGAUGGUAUUCAAACAAGACAACAAAUUUGUAUAAUUUUAUGAACCUCAGGGCUUUAUUUCAAAUGGUUGCUAUUGUCAUGCACAGGUUAUACGACUGUAUUCUUUAUUCUGACUCAUAAGCCCACUUGUAAAAUGAAUAACACCUCAAUCGUUAAUGUUGUUACUUUGCAUUCAGUAUUUCAAGUUAACAUGUUGUAGUUGUGUAAAUAGGGACAAUAUCUUGAGCAAAAGUAUGGCAUGCAAGAAAUGAGUUACAUGCACUUUUUAGAACUUGCAUCUAACAAUUUUGUACAAUCUCUUCCAUUCCCAUUUGUUGAACCUGUAUCAACAUUUAAUUCUAUGGAUCAAGUAAAGCUUUGUUCUUUUCACUCAUACAUAGACUUAUUUCCAUUUACUCCUUACAAUAUUAGGCCAAGCAUGAUGAAAGGAAAGCCAGGGAAGUGAUCAAGCAACUGAAAGGUACACAUCAGUAAUAAUACAGGGUAUUUGAUUCAGGUUUAUUUUGAUAUUUCUUGAACCUCACUCCAUGUUUAUGUAUAUCCUUUGUAACUUAUUGUUUAAUCAUUGUGAUGUUUUAAUGACAGGUGAUGAUGACAAAAAGAAAGGGCCUGGGAAGUAAGUUUACAAAGCUGACCUGUAUGUACAGCUGUAUAGUUUAAGUUAAAACUUUUCAAAUGUUGCAGUGUGGGUUAGGUUCUUUCAGCAAAAAUGCGCAGGUUUUUUUUGGUCACACAGGAGUGUUUUGACUGUUUUUCUUAUAAACAAAAGACACAAAUCUCUUUAUCUCAGCAGUUUGUUCAGUUUCGUAAACAGCCAACUGGUUUGCCUGGCAAAAUGUGCCUUGAUUUUUGCAUUAAACCACCCUUAAUACUGCAUUGAAAAUCUAAAGAUUAUUUUUGUUUCCACUGGACUGUUUCAAGUGUGAGAAAGGAUACACAGAGCUUGUUUGGUACAGCAACAGCACCUACCUGUACAUAAAAAGUAACUCAGUGUAAACAUGUAAUUUGCAGAGGAAAGAAACAGACAGAAACUAAACCAAGAGCCACCAACAGUAGUGGAACAUCUAUUGCAGCUGCCUCGUCAACUGAACAACUCAAUAAAAACAAGGGUAAAGCUGCAACUAAGACCAAAUCCCCCAGUGAGGAGCUUCAUGUCAAGGCCACACCCACUUCGCCCGCACCCCAGCCAGAAGUCAAGCCACCAUCACCUGCUCCUGCCAAGGUGAAGGUAUCCUCAACUUUAGUACCUGGACCUGGUGGGCAGUCAAGGAAAAGUCCGGGGGGAGCAGCAUGGUCAACUCAAGCCCAGUAAGCGAAUCAUAUUUACGUUGUAUUUCCUAUUUAUAUUUGCAUUGGUUUAUUGAGAUAAUGCCCAAUGCCUCAUUUAUGCGCGUGAUGAAUUAUUUUGGGUGAUUUUUGUGAUAAAUCUAAUUGCACAAGCCUAACAGCAAGAUAUGACUUUCAUGCGUAUAAAUCGUUUCUUGUACAAGUGCCCGUUGCGAGAUGCUGCAUUAACGUAGGGAAAACUCUUGAUUAGAAAUCCUAUCAGCGAUCAGUGGCGGGGACAUGUCAAACGUUGAUUAGUGUUAAAUUUACAACUUCCAGUUGAACCUUGGGACUUUUUAAAAGACCCAAACCCUCGAAGGCCUGUAAUCAGAAGAGAAUUACUAUUUCAUAAUUGUGCUUUUAUAUAAGCGCGAUUUAUUGAACACGAAGCUCUUGUCAACUUUGUAAACAAAAUUUGCUUGACCUCGACUUCGGAGACCCUUUUAAAACGCUGGAAGAUCAGGCGCUUUGUAUCCCAGUUUUAAUAUAUAAGAUGAAAAUUUGAUUGAAAGAGUUCGGAUUUGUCAACUGGAUUUAAAAUACAGACAAAGCUGCUUUCAGACGAUCGUCUAAAUUGUGGGUGCAAUUGAAUAUGUCUAUCUAAAUAAGGAGAGUUUUAACUGUCAGUUAUUUCUGAAAAGGUGCGUGGAGUAGAUAGAUUAUUUGCGCCGUGUCUCUGCUAUUGUCCAAGCCGGUGAACGUGGUCAGUUUAUAUUGAGAGAAAUCCGGAAACACAGCAGCAAACAACGAGUUUUUGGCGUGACUUGAUCACGCUCUCUUACCGAGAAGUGAACUUUUUAUUUCCGGUUUUGAGAAGUUUAGACAGUUAAAAACGUUUAUUUUAUUCAGAGCAUUUUAAUCUUAAAUAAAUUUGUGUUGAUUUUAGAACAUUUCACAUAUCGAGCAUGUAGCAAAUAUUUUAGAGUCAAACUAAAUAAACCGUCAGGGGCUACUUUAAGUUUGUUGUUGACAGCCCUUCGCUACCUCUAACCGUCUUUGUCCUUUCUUGGUGUUUCAUCAUCUCUUUUGUGUUUUCUGUCUUUUCGUGUUAAUAUUAUAAGUUGUAUUCUAUUUUGAGCUGAUGGUAGUUUCUCUGCCUGUCACUAUUUGUCGCAAGUUUCUAACUUAUAUAAUCCCACUUAAAACUCAGGCCUGUUAUUACUUCGUUGUUAAGCAGUCAAAAUGGUACUGGGACUUGCAGCCGCAAGGGAGGAAAAAUGUCUCACGGAGUGAGCUCAAUUACAAGAUUUACCCUAUUAAACUCACUGGUGACACGAACUCUUUCAAAUAAAUGCUCACGACAAACAAGAACACACUAUUUGAUACGUCCUCUUAGUCUUAUUCGCUUCCAACUUCGUUUUGUUUGUUUAUUUUUUUUUUUUCUCACUUUUAGACCGAAGAUCUACCACUCUCCCCUUCGUUGUAUGCCCAGUGGACCUAAACCUGCAAAUGCACAGGGACCUAACCCACAGAUGCUGCUGUAAGUACUCAGCGCUGUAAUCUGCGAUCGUUUGAGUCGCCAUAGCGGAUAGCAAACUUUCUGGUGACUUAAUUUGCAGCGAAAGUGGCUAGUUUGGCGACCUGUACUCGGUGGUCAUGUAUACUGAAGCAAAUUGUAACAUUUUUAUCGGUUAAUGUUGAGAGCGCAAUUCAACCGAGUAUCGUGAAACAAAGACUUGUUAAUAUCACUAAAGCCGAUUUCAGGAGAGUAAAAUAACAGACGGACCUAAUGACGUUAGUUUUGUGAGCCAAUUACAGAGCGAAGUAAAGAAAAACAAAGGCAAGCCCAGAUUACUUUUGACACCCAAUUGAAAUUUGCUCUCUGGUAUUAAGUCAAGUUUGAUGAAUAAUUGCAAAAUAUUUAGCUCGAAGCUCCGUUUACUCGUUCAGAGUAGGCGUGGUUUGAGAACAAAUCGUAAAUCGUUUUCCGUUUUCUUUUCCGAAAGGCCUGAGUGGAUCCAGCCACAGGGACCACAUACGGCUAAUUAUGCGGGCCCUCAGCGAAGCAAUGUCCAGGGACCUGCUAGGCGAGCCUCAAACAGGAAAGUGCCCUUGAAUUGUGGUACGUACUAUGAAAAGGCAGCUCUUACACUUUUUCAGGGUAGUUGACCUGCUUUGGAGACACAUCUGUAGAUAGUUUUUCUUUAAGAAAGAUGUUAUUUGUCAUGUCACGAACGUGGGACAAAGAAAAGAUCUGAACCCCACUGAGGAGUCGAACAUCAGGCCUUCCUCUUACCGGCCUCGAUACUCUACCACUGAGCCACAGAGACUAUAUGUUGAACUCAGCCAUCCCUAGGUUCAUAGGUGAUUCGCGCCAGGCAUACUGCAAGGAUAUGCACCGUACAAAGUGUCGUUUACGAAAAAGAAGAGGGUGAUGGUAAAUUUUGAGCCUGGUUUGUCUUAGUUAUGAUUUGAACAUUGUUCAACAUUAAUCCAAAUCGCACCUGUGUGUAGGUUUUUGUGCAGCAUACGAAGAUAAUGAUGUGUUUUCAAACCGGCAAAGUAACGUUAAUGGGUCGAGAUUUGAACCAGACAGAUUGAUGUUUUGUCCUUUUUGCUCCCAAUGGAUUCUGCCAGGUGGUUAAAUUUGGAUAGCGUAUUUUCUUAAAUACUCAGCGACUACGAAGAAUGGCCUGCAGAAGCGGCACACCUUUGCAUUUGCCUGGAAUGAGUUUUCGCUGGCUCCCAUGAAAACGCCGAAAACCUUUUCCAUUUUUCGGCUAAUAGUAAGUUGACCUGUGUUUCUUUUUUUGAACAGGUGCUCAAGCAAGCAAUCACCAGGGCUCGAAUAUAAACUUGGUUCAUGGAUCACUUUAUGCCCAAGCUACUUUGCUGUGAAGCUUUGAAAAGCUAAUUAAAUAACACUGCGGACACAGACAGUAUAAAAGUGUUUGUUUUAGUUACUAAACAGCUGUAGAAAGGAGUAAAAAAUUUUUGUUAUAAUAACCUCUGGUUAACAAUCAGAUUAUGAGGUCGAGAUUUCUUUUGCGAUAGCUAUUGAGGGUAAAGCCCUAAUCAAUUAUUACACGUAGCAAUCGAGAGCAAAUAAUCUGUUGUAGUGUUUAUUUUUCAGUCCAAUGCUUUUCAUUUUCCCGCAGCCAAACAAUGUGAGGCUACUCACAAGCUAUCACAGAAUAGAUAGCAAGUAACGCAGCCAAUCAGAUCGCAGCAUUUGUGAUAGAAUGCUAUUUUAUUUAUACCAAUAGUCGUUAAGUGAUUACCUAAAGAUGAGACCUAUUGUUUUCUGAUGAAUGGUUUCCAUUCGAUAGAACUGUCUUGAAAACUUAACCUAUACAACUGUACCUAGUUAAAAGGCAGAAAAUUAAUCUUUUUGAAAGAAUUCAAAGACAGCUUCAAUUAAACAGCGCAAAUGAGGAAAUGGCGAAGUUGUGUGGCAUUAUGAUAGGGGCACAAUUUCUAACUGAUCUCUUGAUCCUGUUGGCCAUUGCAGUAAAACUCGACGUCUGGCUCUUUUCUAUAAAUUAUUGAAUUUGGUUCUUUUAAAAACAGGUUAAUCACCCCCUGUACAAGUUUUUAGUUGAGGUCAUGACAUCGUUGAUUCCCAAGAGUUGAUUCUGGGGCACAAAAACAUCGACGUCUGGCUCUUUUAGUUAUUCUUUAAACUUUUCGUGGCUAGCCAUCUUUUGAAAGGUGUGAUUCAGAGACAGUUUUAUUCGAUUUUAUUCCAGAGACCUCUCUAUUUCGAAAGCUUUA
This is a messenger RNA of Pocillopora meandrina, 11997 nucleotides long. Lineage: Eukaryota; Metazoa; Cnidaria; Anthozoa; Scleractinia; Pocilloporidae. The record is from the annotation of a GenBank genome assembly.